Molecule: messenger RNA, 774 nt
Organism: Priceomyces carsonii
Lineage: Eukaryota; Fungi; Ascomycota; Pichiomycetes; Serinales; Debaryomycetaceae
Gene: VMA8
Product: H(+)-transporting V1 sector ATPase subunit D
Exons: 1
Coding region: 1-774 (257 amino acids)
Biological process (GO): vacuolar acidification
Cellular component (GO): fungal-type vacuole membrane; vacuolar proton-transporting V-type ATPase complex
Molecular function (GO): proton-transporting ATPase activity, rotational mechanism
Source: RefSeq, a predicted model, not a curated record
AUGUCUGGAUCUGGUAAUAGGGAGCAAGUUUUCCCAACUCGAAUGACAUUGGGUGUCAUGAAGGGGAAAUUGAAAGGAGCUCAACAAGGACAUUCAUUAUUAAAGAGAAAGUCAGAAGCAUUGACUAAAAGAUUUAGAGAUAUCACUCAGAAGAUUGAUGAUUCUAAGAGGAAAAUGGGUAGAGUUAUGCAAACAGCAGCAUUUUCUUUGGCUGAGGUGCAAUAUGCCACUGGUGAUAAUAUUUCUUAUCAAGUUCAAGAAUCCGUCCAGAAUGCUAGGAUUCAAGUAAGAUCAAAGCAGGAAAAUGUCUCUGGUGUUUACUUGCCAUCUUUUUCAAGUCAUAUAAAUGAAGAUAUCAAUGAUUUCAAGUUGACUGGCUUGGGAAGAGGUGGCCAGCAGGUACAAAGAGCUAAACAAGUCUAUACGAAGGUUGUGGAAGCUCUUAUCGAAUUGGCUUCAUUGCAGACUGCUUUUAUCAUUUUAGAUGAAGUUAUCAAAGUCACUAAUAGAAGAGUCAAUGCUAUAGAACAUGUUAUCAUACCAAGAACGGAAAACACGAUAUCGUAUAUCAAUUCUGAAUUGGAUGAACUCGAUAGGGAGGAGUUCUAUAGAUUGAAGAAGGUGCAAGAGAAGAAGCAAGAAGCUGCUGCUGCCGCAGAAGUUGAAGAGAAGGCUGCACGAAGCGCAUUAUCUGCAGCAGAAGGUGAAGAAGACGAUGACGAAGAAGAAGGCGAUGAUGUACUUAAGCAGGAAGAAGACGAUGUCAUUUUCUAG